Molecule: messenger RNA, 931 nt
Organism: Magnolia sinica
Lineage: Eukaryota; Viridiplantae; Streptophyta; Magnoliopsida; Magnoliales; Magnoliaceae
Exons: 1
Coding region: 258-830 (190 amino acids)
Source: RefSeq, a predicted model, not a curated record
AUUUGGGUUGUCCUAGUCUUUAGGAGUUCAGUAGUUUGUUUCUGUUUGUUGCCUAGUUUGUAGGAGUUUUUAAGCAUGAUGUUAGUGGUGCCUAUUUUUGUGUUUGUAACCAUCUGUUUUUUAGCCUAUAUAAUGGCCAUUUCCUUAUCAAUGAAGUUGUAGAAUUUCAGUCCAACUUUGUUUCCCUUGGUUUUUAGUUUAUCGUUUUCUUCUUCCAUUUUACAUCAAUGGUAUCAAAGCAUGGUUAGAGUUCCACAAUGGCUUCUGAAACUUUUGUGCACCCAACCAUUCUACUCUUUGAUGGUCACUAUGACUAUUGGAGCAUGCUCAUGGAGAAUUUUUUGAGGUCCAAAGAAUAUUGGACAGUUGUUUUUUCUAGAGUAGCAGAACCAGCAGCAAGUUUUGUGCUGACAGAUGCACAGAAGUUGGAGCUUGAAGGGCAGAAGUUGAAGGAUCUCAAAGCAAAGAAUUAUCUCUUCCAGGCAAUUGAUCGUUCCAUCCUGGAAACAAUUCUUUGUAAAGAAACUUCCAAGCAGAUCUGGGACUCUAUGAAGAAGAAGUAUGAGGGGACAGCAAAGGCAAAGAGGGCACGGCUUCAAGCACUUCGAGACGAUUUCAAAACUUUACACAUGAAGUCUGGAGAAUCGGUGUCAGAUUACUUCUCCACGACGAUGGCAAUCGCAAAUAAGAUGAUAAUCUAUGGCGACAAAAUGGCAGAUGUCACUAUCAUUGAGAAAAUUCUUCGUUCGAUGACAUCAAAAUUCAACUAUGUUGUUUGUUCGAUUGAGGAAUCUAAAGACACUGACAGUAUGUCCAUUGAUGAAUUGUAGAGUUCUUUGUUGGUUCAUGAGCAGAAAAUGAAUCGGCAAGACAAGGAGGAGCAAGUGUUACAAGCCUCAUCAUCAAAAGGAGCAGGUUAAGGACGAAGAAG